ACGAUGUUGCUGUCCAGCCGCCGUUGCUUUUGCACUCUUAAUUUUCAGCUGUUAUCAGAAUUCACUGAAACGUACAUGCACAUUCGAAAACAGCGUGAUAAGAUGAGCAUCAUUAGAUUCUAACGAACGGGACUAACGGUCCGACGAACGUAAAAGGAAACUGUUAUUUACAUGACAAUUUACAUUACGCUACUCAUAGGCUCGUUAUCAGUAUUUUAAUUGCAAAGCUAUCGCCAAAAUUGUUUAUUGUUUAUAUUUUAAUACAAACACUAAUAGGUAAUGCCAUUAGGCAAGCUUUCCAACGGAAGAUCAAGGAAUUUUUUUUACAAAUAUUAGUAAAAGGUCACAUUUGGUCGCAAAUGUACGAAUGUUGCAAUCUGCAAAGCAAAUGUGUAUUAUAAAACAUAUUUUUAUUUAUUAUUAAUAUUUUUUUCUUUGUAUGUUUAAUAAACUUUGAACUAAAGCGAUUUCCGUUGAAAAUUGCAUGACAAUAUACGGUAUUUAUACCAAUUUUGCAAAUUACACUUAAACUAGGACUUCCCUAAACGAAAAAACAUUUUUUUUUAAUUUGAAAAAUAAAUAAUGAAACUAUUAAGUUUAAGCUAUAAUAAAGAAACUGAUAUAACUAAAAUUUUUAAAUAAAAUUUCAUUGCUGUUAAACUACUUAACGGGGAAAAAUAAUUAAUUUUUAAUCUUAGAAUCACAUACUUCAUAGGUUUUAUUAUUAAUUUCUUUCUUAUCUACACUUUUACUCGAACCAAAUUGGGUUAAUCCAAACGUUAAUACACCCUUCACAAAUUAAAAAAAUUUUCAUGCAAGAACUUGAUUUUAAUCAGUCAGUUUGUAUGGCAGCUAUAUGCUAAAGUGUUCCGAUCUGAAAACUGAUUUUUCGGAGAUUGUAGCGUCGCUUUGGACAAUCAUCUAUGCCGAAUUUCGUGAAUAUAUCGCGACAAGUUUGCCAUACAAGGCCAUUAUUUGAUCGAUCAGCUUGUGUGAGAGCUACUUAUAUGCUACACGGGUCCGAUGUCAGCGAUUCCGACAUAUGAGCAGCUUCUUGGGGAGAAAAAGACAUAUACAAACCCUAUUCAGGGUAUAAUAAUUAAAAGCUCGAAUAACGGUACAACUUGAAAUGGAUACGGUUCAUAUUGCGCUACAUAUUUAAAUUAAUUAAUUUUAAAUUUAUUGCUGAAAGUUGUUUUUGUUCAACAAAUGCUAUACCUAUUGUAAUACACACGCGCACGGCUUUUUUUUUACAUCAAAUGCAAUUAGCAAUACACAAAUAUCGAAUUCAUAAAACCAAAACCAUUUGGUCAUCAAAAUUUGUAAACACUAAAGUUUCCAUUUGAAAAUUGCCUCUACACUAAGCAUUUAAAAAUAUUGAAAUCGCUCUAAACUCUCUUAAAUUUUAUUAAAAUUUUAAUAGUUAACGCAGUCAAAAGUCUCUGACGUAUCGGACAGAUAAUAUAAAUAUAAAAUUAUUUUAUUGAACAUCAUGUAUAAAUUAAAAAAAAAAAAAAAAAUUGUGUUCGCGUUCUAAAUAGAAUGUGUGUUUAAAAUUCUGCCAUUUGCACCGGUUAGUAAUCACAAGAAGCGGUAGUACCGACAGCGACUGCAACAGCAACAACCACUCUAAAUUCUUAGCAGCUAUAGCUUGCAAAGGCAACGGCGGGCAAUGAUGAAAAUAUCUUCGAAAAUUACACCAUCGCAAUCAGUUCGAUAUUAGCUUUCGAGGAAUGCGUUAGGCGGCGUAGUUGCAAAAGCAAAUACACACGCGGCAGAUCCUUUCUAUAUACUCGUGUUGUUCCUACUACUGGAUUACUUCAUAAUUGCAGACGAAAAUAAAUAUUUCAAUUUAAUUUGUGAAGCACCAGAGAAAUUUAUGUGCGAAAUUCAGUCAUUUCGAAAUAGUAACGGUCUAAAAAGUAUUAUCCAAAUCACACAAAAUGAAGUUGCUCGCACGUGCCGACACUUUUAUGUCGUUUACAGUACCCGAUGAUGAGCCUAAACCAAGUGGGAUCGGUCAUCAGUUGCUUGCUGCGCUGAGCGUAUCAAUGGGUUCAUUGGUUGUUGGUUUCUCAUCCGCCUACACCUCUCCAGCUUUGGUAUCAAUGACUGACAGAAAUUCUACGGACUUUGAUGUAACACCACAAGCGGCUUCCUGGGUAGGCGGUCUAAUGCCCCUGGCGGGUUUGGCUGGCGGCAUUGCUGGUGGACCAUUUAUUGAAUAUCUGGGUCGUCGUAAUACAAUUCUCGCUACCGCCGUGCCCUUCGUUAUCUCUUGGCUGCUCAUCGCUUGUGCUGUUAACAUUGCGAUGGUGCUAGCUGGACGUACCCUUGCUGGUUUCUGUGUGGGCAUUGCUUCGCUCUCGUUGCCUGUGUAUUUAGGCGAAACCGUACAACCGGAAGUACGUGGUUCAUUAGGUCUAUUACCUACUGCUUUCGGCAAUAUUGGCAUUUUACUUUGCUUUGUCGCUGGCUCAUAUUUUGAUUGGUCCCAAUUAGCUUUCCUUGGUGGUGCGCUACCUGUGCCAUUUUUGAUUCUUAUGUUCCUCAUACCGGAGACACCACGUUGGUAUAUCUCACGUGGACGUGAAGAUCGUGCACGUCGUGCCUUGCAGUGGCUACGCGGUAAACAAGCUGAUGUUGAGCCAGAGUUAAAGGGUCUUUUGCGUACGCAGGCGCAUGCAGAUAGACACUCAUCAGGCAAUCAAUUAGUAGAGUUGUUACGUCGCAACAAUUUGAAGCCUCUAUCCAUUUCGUUGGGUUUGAUGUUCUUUCAACAACUUAGCGGUAUAAAUGCUGUCAUCUUUUAUACAGUAAUGAUAUUCCAAGAAGCUGGUUCCACCAUUGAUGGUAAUUUGUGCACAAUUAUUGUGGGUAUAGUGAACUUUAUUGCAACAUUUAUGGCAACCGUACUCAUCGAUCGGCUCGGGCGUAAGAUUUUGCUCUAUAUCUCCGAUGUGGCCAUGAUUAUUUCACUCUUCACCCUUGGCGGCUUCUUCUAUUGCAAAGCAUCAGGCAUGAACAUCACCGAGGUUGGUUGGUUACCAUUGGCCAGUUUCGUGAUCUACGUAGUUGGUUUCUCACUCGGUUUCGGACCCAUACCGUGGUUAAUGAUGGGCGAAAUUUUGCCGGCGAAAAUUCGCGGUUCUGCUGCAUCAGUGGCUACCGCUUUCAACUGGACAUGUACAUUCGUUGUGACCAAAACCUUCCGCGACAUGAUUGAUACAAUGGGCGCACAUGGUGCUUUCUGGCUUUUUGGUUCUAUCUGUGUGGUAGGCCUAUUUUUCGUGAUAUUCUAUGUGCCUGAGACACAGGGCAAAACGCUGGAAGAUAUUGAACGCAAAAUGAUGGGUCGUGUGCGUCGCAUGUCCUCUGUAGCGAACAUCAAGCCCUUGUCUUUCAAUAUGUAGAAAGAUGUCACUCAUCGUAUGAUUUACAUACAUAUGCACAUACAUACAUAAAUGCAUACGUGUUAUGAUGCGUAUUCUAAUACAACCAAAUACUAGUUUAAGUGCCUUAAUUUUAAAUUUAGUAGCGCAACAUUGCAGUAAAUAACUUGACCAGUGUGAAGUAAAGUUUGAGAAACGAAGCAGAAAAAGGGUGCGCGUUUAGAAUGUACGAAUAUAAUAUAGUUCUUUAAGCAGCUAGCAAGUCAAAGAAAUUAUGUAGAUGAGAUUUAUAAUAUUAUGAAUGUGAUGUAGUCUAAUAGCCGUUAACCGAAAGGAAAUGUGUGCACUUUUCUGUCGGUUCAUGACAAUUGAUGUUUCCAAAAUUUUUAUCAAGAAAAAUUUAAGUGAAAAAAUGAAAUAUGUUUUAUGAAAAUUGCAUUGUGUUAUUAGUAGUAUUUACAGUAAAAAUGUAGUAGUGACCUAAUUGUGUACUUUCUUUUUAAUUAAAAAUACAUUUUUUUAAUAUUAUUCUAA
Bactrocera oleae (olive fruit fly) is the source of this 3926-nucleotide messenger RNA. RefSeq names its product Trehalose transporter 1-1 (gene Tret1-1). Gene Ontology annotation, molecular function: sugar transmembrane transporter activity. The record is from RefSeq and is a predicted model, not a curated record. Gene Ontology annotation, cellular component: membrane. NCBI's taxonomy places the organism in Eukaryota, Metazoa, Arthropoda, Insecta, Diptera, Tephritidae. Gene Ontology annotation, biological process: transmembrane transport; carbohydrate transport.